Messenger RNA from Rhagoletis zephyria (snowberry fruit fly), 3971 nucleotides. It is a transcript of the gene not, whose product is annotated as ubiquitin carboxyl-terminal hydrolase nonstop. Lineage: Eukaryota; Metazoa; Arthropoda; Insecta; Diptera; Tephritidae. The record is from RefSeq and is a predicted model, not a curated record. Gene Ontology annotation, molecular function: cysteine-type deubiquitinase activity; zinc ion binding. Gene Ontology annotation, biological process: protein deubiquitination.
UACAUGAUGAUAGGUACAUGGGACAAAAAUGUCCGAUAGGGGCGAAAAAACAUCGAUAAUAGAGAAAAUUGGAAACAUCGAUACUAUCGAUUAUGACAGUGGCUUUUUUCCAGCUCUAGUGCGUCGCCCCAAAGGGCAGUAAAAAAAGAAAAGUUGGAUAAAAACUCGCUAAAAAUCUGUGCACAGUGCAAAAUGCCGUGUCAGCAUAGCUAUCGAUUGGCUAGGUAGAAUAGCUCCUAGGAGAGAAGGCAACGAAAUUCUGCGAAAACUGCGUAAAAGUAAAAAGGCUGCGUUAGCAUUGAAGAAGAACGAUUUAAAAGCGGUUGGACCUGGAGCUGGUGACAGUGGUGGUGUAAAGAGUGGAAAUAGUAGCGACGACCGGUAUGCUGUUGAUUCGAGAGCUGACGGUGACGGCGCCUGUGACGGGGUUGGUUUCGAUAUCUUCCGUUGUAGUGGUGAUAGUAGGUCUGGUGUCGGUGGCGUUGACGUAAGGUGUACCGAAUACGAUUAUUGCAAACAGGCAGAAAGAGUUAAUCACGGUGACGGUAAAAGUGCACCAGAAGGUGCUGCAGAAACAACAACAACGAGGAAGACUGGAGCAGCAGCCGUUGCGAGUAAAUCGGCAACAGCGGGUGGAACGGUAACAACAGCUAAAAGCGUAGCCGGUAGUGUAAGUGGUCGCAUCGGUGGUAGUGGCAACAGUAGUAAUUGUAAUAGUAGCAGAGCCAGCGCCGGCGCAGGCGCAGGUCCAGAAGAAAAGCAGCUGACCGCAACGCCACCACUACGCAGGACUCGCAGCCAACAACAGCUGCAAAAAGGGCACGGGAAAGGGCACCAAAAGGUGACUGGUACAGCUGUUGGAGCAGCAGGCAGUAGCGGUGUCCUACGCACGCAAGCUGCUUCAACAGCAGCGAGCGCUGUUGGCCAGGGCUGUGAGUUGACGAAAACUAUGGCGGAGACGGGCUGCAAGCAUUUCCAAGCGUACGUAAAGGAGCAAAGCUUGGAUACAUUUCGCGUAAUUGAUGCAUACUUUUCGGCGUGUGUGAAUAAGGAUGCGCGAGAGAAAAAGGCGCUUUCUUGCUGUUGCUUUGAGUGCGGCAGCUAUGGACUCCAAGUGUAUGCCUGCCUGCAUUGCAUCUACUUCGGCUGCCGUGGCGCUCACAUCGCUACACAUCUACGUGCGAAAAAGCAUGCAAUCGCAUUGGAGCUAUCACAUGGCACUUUGUAUUGCAACUCUUGUCGGGAUUUCAUCUACGAUUCCCGUUGCCGCGAGAUAGCAACUGUCAAUCGGCGCUUGGAAGCAAAAGAUAUAAGCAAGAGUCUCAGUUGGCAGCCGUGGAUUCCGACGCCUAAGGAAACAAAUUUGCUGCUGGCCAACCCGCGACGUCGGCAUGUACGCGCUAACGAGACUAUUGGAUUACGCGGCUUAAUUAAUCUUGGCUCUACGUGUUUCAUGAAUUGCAUAGUGCAGGCAUUAAUACACACACCACUACUCUCUGAUUAUUUCUUAUCGGAGCGACACGAGUGCAACGCCAAGUCAUCAUUAAAAUGUCUCGUUUGUGAGGUUUCUCGAUUAUAUCAGGAAUUUUAUAGUGGCUCUCGCUCACCGUUAUCAUUGCACCGCCUAUUGCAUUUGAUCUGGAAUCAUGCAAAGCAUUUGGCCGGCUAUGAACAGCAAGACGCGCACGAAUUUUUCAUUGCCACGCUGGACGUGCUGCAUCGUCACUGCAUUAAAGCAAAAACGGAGUGUGAAAGUGUCAAUAAGCAGAAUAGUUCAACAUCGUCUGGUGUGUGUAGCACAGGAGGCGGUGGUAGUGGUAAUCAACAUGGCAAUAGCAAUGCCAACACGAAUAGCAACUGCCCGACGCAGUGUAACUGCAUAAUAGAUCAAAUCUUCACUGGAAUGCUGCAAAGCGAUGUGGUGUGUCAAGCGUGCAAGGGCGUUUCAACCACCAUCGAUCCAUUUUGGGAUAUAUCCUUGGAUUUGGGUGAGACAACGCAUGGUGGCACUACGCCAAAGACGCUUAUAGAUUGUUUGGAGCGUUAUACUCGUGCUGAACACCUCGGUGAAUCGGGAAAAAUCAAAUGUUCCACCUGCAAAUCAUACCAGGAGUCAACGAAACAAUUUAGCCUUCGCACACUGCCUAGUGUGGCCAGCUUCCAUUUGAACCGUUUCGAGUAUUCCACAUUGAUUGGCAAAAAAGUAUCCACGUUCAUUUCAUUCCCCGUUGAAUUCGAUAUGACGCCGUUCAUGUCGGAGAAAAAUAAUGCGUAUGGCGAUUUCCGUUACUCCCUCUAUGCGGUGGUCAAUCAUGUGGGCACCAUCGAUUCGGGUCACUAUAUUGCCUAUGUGCGACACCAUAAAGAUACAUGGGUGAAGUGUGAUGAUCAUAUCAUUACUACGGCUACGUUGAAGCAGGUGCUGGACAGCGAAGGCUAUUUACUAUUUUACCACAAGAACAUUUUGGAAUAUGAAUAGACUGGUUAAACGUAAUAAUAAUAUUAAUUAUAAAAUACAACAACAAACUACUACUCUUAGUACUACAUACGAAAACAACAAGCAUACAAAUAUGAAAUCGUACCAUAGCAAACUACAUUUACAAUAACAAGAAAAACAAACAAAUAAUUAAGCUACUAUUAGUAAACGCCGUAAACAAACAGCUGAAGGUGCCCAGGGAAGAAGCAGGGUAGAGCAGCAGCAACAAACAGUAAGCAUUUCUAAGCACAUGCGAUAGUACAUACCAUAAAGUGGAGAAGUAAAACAAAAGCCCCGUGGGGAGCGGAGCAGUGAUAGAAGCAGAGAACGAUUUUGUGCAACUUUAGCUGACGGAUCAUGUGUUCGUGCUAAUGCGCGUUGUAUACGACGGGUGUGCGAGGCGGUGAUAGUGGUGGCGCAAAUGAAAACGCCGCCGCUUUUGGCGGCCUAUGGCACUCACAAUUUUCAGCAGCAGCAGCAGCAACGCCUAGUAAUAAUAAACGCAGCAGUUAAUAUACCUUUAAUGCUAAAUAUGAUUUAACAAAAAACAAAAUCUAGUAUAUAUAAUAUAUAUAAAUAAUUUUUAUUUAUUCUAAAUGAAAAUAGCAUAAAACUGAAAGAAAAAGAAAAAACAGAAGCGAAAAAGCAAAAAAGUAUUCGUUUGCCGCUUUCAUAGCGAAUUUAAUUACUUUCCUUCUUCCGUAACUGUUUGUGUAUUGUUUUUUAUUACAUUUUUAACACCAUUAGCUGCAUCCAGCCAUUUUUCGUAAACCAUUAUUAAUUAACUUCAGCUUAUUCUCUAUUUUUCGUGUCACUGUUUUUUUUUUGUAGUUUUUUUGUUACCUUUUUUUGUUUUCUUUUACCUUUUUUUUGCUUUGUAUUGGCUAAUAUAUUUUCUACUCUUCUUCGGUUAUUUUCCCCGACUGUGACCGACCAACCAAGCAGUUAAUUGUGCUAUCUAUACCCUUUAUUUCGCGGCUGACGUUUAUCGCACAGUUGGCAGCGUUCGCAUGGAGUGAUGUAGACGCGUCAGAGUGCACCGUUGUUGGUGAUCUGCGGCGUUGCGUAUGAAACUCAAUAUAAAAGAGCAUUUUCGAAGAAUCGAAGAAAGUUUUGUAUGAGAUUUGCAUACAACAAAUGUCAAAUAAACAUAUUUGUUGAUUAUUUAUUGCGAUACGGAAGCUAAAUAUUUUAGACAAAAAUAAAUGCUUACGCACUUUUAUUAAAAUAUAAAUCGUGUUAGUACUUUCUAUAAGUCGGGCUCCAUAGAAAAACUUAUCUAAUAAACAUGUCAAAGCAUGACCUAGGAUAGCAUUUUAAUAUAAAUUGUACAAAUUUUUAUUUUUUUUUUCCUUAAAAAUCCUGACUUCUGAAUCGAAAAGCUAAAUCAGCUUAAGUUGUUUUGCCAAAAGUUCGCGGCGUUUUACAUAGUAUAUUACUACCAAGUGUAAACAAAUUCAUAUCGCUGCUUAAAAAUAGCAUCAAACGCUGCCAU